Cuscuta europaea is the source of this 3325-nucleotide messenger RNA. The record is from the annotation of a GenBank genome assembly. Lineage: Eukaryota; Viridiplantae; Streptophyta; Magnoliopsida; Solanales; Convolvulaceae.
GUCCGCCACUGCCUACCUGCUAUUAAAAAGAAACCAACCCAACAGCAGUUUCCUAACUCAAUCUACCAGGCACCAGACGAUGUGAAUAGUAUCCGUACAAGCUCCAUCUCGUUUGUGUUGAUCAGUGGCCAAAAUCGAACCUGAAGUACAAAUCGAUGGUCGAGUGUCGCUAAAGGAUGGAUUAUCAGCCAAGAAUCACAGCAAAAACAAGAAUCACAGCUUAAAACAAGAACCACGAUUUUGAACAGAACCUCGCGAUUUACAGCCGUCCGUCACUGAGUUCUUGCUCAAAAACCACCAUUCAAAGCAUAAAAAGCACACGCUGAAUCGAAAUCCUAGUUAAAGCCGACCAAGAAUAACAAUAACAACACAGAUCAGAACUCAAAAAUCCAUCUUGAUCGGUAGGCUUUGUGGUGUGCUCUCCCUCGGAAUACGACCGUUAGAGGUGGAGUCCACGUGGCGUACCCUGGUUGGUUGGCUUUGUGCGGGGGUCAUCGGUUGGUUGAGGCGGCGGUUUGUAAUGAUGGCUUUCUCAAUGGGAGGCCCAGUUCUCAGCCCAAGCCUGAAAUGGGGAGGCUAUAAAUACUCCAUGGCCGAAUUCAUUUUUCCUUGCGCGUUUUGAAGUUGUAGCGAAGCUCUGUUGAUUUUCCUAGAGAGAUAAAGUAUUUCCUUUGAUCAAACCAAGUUUUUCAAGGUCAGUUCUUCACUUCUUCUUAAGUCUCCUCGCAUACUUUGCUUCUCCGUCUUUGAUUCAGUGUUUAGAGCCUUGGAGCUUUAGGAAUUUUCUCCUUAUCCCCAAACCCUUCGACUUUCGUCUUCGGAGAUGUCUUCUGGAAGCGAUUCUCAAAACAUCUCGAAGGAGGCUCUGGUAGAAACAAAGAGCAUCUCGGGUGUAGAGUCUUCAAGUGAACAACUUUCAGUCAACAAUGAUUCAGCGGUGGCAAUGGAAGUUUAAAGCAACCUCAUAAUGGAGGCCGAAGCCGAAGACUUCGAACAUGUGGCUGAGGAUGAGGAACUAGCCCUCGCCGUUCAUGUAGCUGAGGAGGAAGAAGAGAAGGAGAGGCAGAAGGUUACUGUCGCUGUCCUUCCCUCGCGCCAUGCCGGUGAGGCAAACAGCUCCCGGCCUCUCAAUCUGGAGCCUCUUAGGGUGGCCCUAGCUAAGAAAAAGAAGGUGAAGGAUGCACCGAAGAAGAAACAGGCUGCCGUCGAUGCUGGGCAGCCGGUGGGCAUUCCCGAGGGCUACUCAUACCUGAACACCGCCGCCCUUGAUGUGAAGACAAAGGCCACGGCUGCUGAAUAUCAAGCCACACAAUUCUUUGCAGGCCCCUCGGCGCGCGUGGUGGAACCGGGGCCAGAUGACGUGCAGUUACACGCGCCCGGGGGCUGCUUUGCCGCUCACAUCCUGUCGGUGGAAUUGGGCAUUCGGUUUCCCCUCCACCCCUUCGUCCUGGAGUACCUGCGGUUCUUGAAACUGGCACCCUGUCAGCUAACGCCCAACAGCCACACGUACCUGCCUGGCUUCCUUUCCCUCUAUCGGAGCCGGGGGGUCGAACCAUCCUUGGAUCAGUUCUUCUUGUCUUUCAGUCUCUGCGGGGGGGGGGGGGGGGGGGGGGGGCAUUCAAAUGCCGGAGGCGUCGCCAACUUGCAGCAGGUCCCAGAGUUUAGGCUUUUUGACGACGUUCCUUCGUCCCACAAAGGAUGGAAGGAUAAGUUUUGCUAUAUCCGCAUGGCGGAGAACCCCUUCCCCGCCCCUCUUUGUGAUCAUUUCCGGAGGUACCCGAAGGUGGGGAAUGCUGCCCUCGAGAAGAAUGGCAAGAAACUUGCCAAGAAGCCGGAGGGGUCUGACAAGCACGUAACAAUCAAGGAGGCCACUCUCCCGGAUGAUCUGUUCGAUUUGAGCUUCCGCCGAUAUAGGCUUGUGGGGGAGGUAGAUGAGAAAUACCCCCUCAUAGAUUGUGUCUUUGAGAGCACCAGAGGUGCUAGUAUGGACGUGAGGAACUUCGUUGGCCUUAAGAAGAAGUUGGCCAAGGAGCUAAAGAAGAAGGAGACGGGAACACAAAACCCCGUCGAUGAAUUCUUCCAGAGGGACGAGGGGCCCUCCUCGGCUGUCGCUGCUGCUAUUGGUGGAGCCGAGGCCGGAGGCGAUCAAGUCGCGGCUGCCAAGAGGAAGGCGGCGGGAAAAGCCGUCGUGCCCAGAGGCAAGAAAUUGAAGAAGGGGGGUGCCGAGAAGAAGGCUACCCCCGUCGUGGCUGUGGAUGAGCACUCCUCCUCCGAGCCCCGGUUGCGGCGGCGACGACCCCCUCCAAGCCCCCUUCGGCUGAGGUGGGCUUCCCUCGGGAGAAUGUGCAAUUCUCCCUCGUAAAGGGAACCACCAUCAUGCAUGGCACGGUGGACCCCAGGGAGUUCAUGAAGGGUGCCACCCCCGAGCUGGAUAGGGCAUUCCUGAGCCGGCUAGACGAUGAAGCCCUCGACUCCAAGAUUCUCCGGUCAUCUCUUACGGCUUGCAUUGCCCUCGGCGAGCAGGCCCGGAGGGUGGAAACCUUGCGCCUUCAGAAGGCGCAACAGGACGAGACUUUGAAGAAGCUCGUCCAUGACAAUGCUGCCGCCGUUCGGGACAUGUCGAGGCUGGAGGAGACCCUUUGGCAAGAAAGGGCUGAAGCGGAGAAGGCCCAGACAGAGGCCAGAGCCAAGGGCAUGGCCGAGGAUGAGAAGACUGCUGCUGAGGCUGCCAAAAAGGCUGCCGAGGAUGCCGAGGAUGCCGCGGCCGCCAAGGAAGGGGCUGUCGCCAAGGCCCAGGAAGACGCUGUUGUUGCCUUCACUGCUGAAGGGUGGAAGGCCGAGGACCAGAAGCAGUGGCUGGCCUCGGUAGUUGAAGCUACCGUUGAUUACUGGGUUGGCAGCCCCAGUGCAGAAUGGUUGGCCCGGAAGGGCAAGGAAUAUUAUGACAGGGGCGAGUUCUUUACUCAAGCCCUCGUCUACCGGAGGCUGGCCCGGCAUUAUGGGGCGGACUCGAAGGAGUUUGCCCUAGCAACCUACGGCCUUCCCCCCUUCAGCCUGACUUUAGAAUCCCCCUCCCUGCGGAUGUUGAAAGGCCAGAUCUUGAGGAUUCUGUGCUGAUGCAGGAUGCACAAGACGAAGAUUAAGAGGCCGGAGGGAAUGCUACUUCGAAGCCUGCCGAAGGGGGUGCUGCUGAAGUUGAUAAUCCUUGAUGUACUUGUAAUUUCUUUUUUGAACAAUGUUUUGUAAUUACUUUUCAGCUUCCGGCUUCGGUCUUUGAUGUAUAACAAUUUAUAUUCUUGUGAAUGAAUGCAUGGAUGCCUUCGGG